This is a messenger RNA of Erpetoichthys calabaricus (reedfish), 4254 nucleotides long. Its product is annotated as homeodomain-interacting protein kinase 3-like. Gene Ontology annotation, biological process: peptidyl-serine phosphorylation; peptidyl-threonine phosphorylation. Bases 333 to 4046 code for a protein of 1237 amino acids. Lineage: Eukaryota; Metazoa; Chordata; Cladistia; Polypteriformes; Polypteridae. The transcript is spliced from 16 exons. Gene Ontology annotation, molecular function: protein serine/threonine kinase activity; ATP binding; protein tyrosine kinase activity. Gene Ontology annotation, cellular component: nucleus; cytoplasm; PML body. The record is from RefSeq and is a predicted model, not a curated record.
AGAGAGCGAGAGAGAGAGAGAGAGAGAGACGCAUUAGAGAUACAGAACGGCAGGAAAAGAAGGGCUUGUUGUGAAGCUGCGGGGCUCUGGUUUAACGUUAAAAGAUGGGCAUUUCGGCCCUCGCAACCCAGCCAAAAUACAUCAUUUUACAAAGAAGAACUGAUUAGCUCACUGUCGGAUUGUUUUUGGGUUCGCUGGGUGAAUUUGUUUUUUUUCUACUUGAGUUUUCAUGAAGUUCGUUGGGAAAAUGAGGGAGGCGGCGGUUUUGUCGACGGAGAGCUUUCUCCUCUUGUUGGCCAGGACAAAAUGGCAGCAACAUAGACAGACUGAGCAUGGUGUGGGCACGGUAUAACUCCAUAACAUGUUCAGAAACGCGGUGGAUUCUAUCAUUUGUUACUAUCUGUGAAGGUAUGGCCUCACAAGUCUUGGUCUACCCACCACAUGUAUAUCAAACCCAGACAAGUGCCUUUUGUAGUGUGAAGAAACUCAAAGUAGAGCCAAGCAGCUAUGUGUACCAUGAGAGAGCCUUCUCACAGACAAAUUUGAACGGUAUAACAUUUGGUAUUACUCAUCCUAAGAAGAUUAUCAAUUCUUUUUGGACAAAAGACUCCGUGAGCAACAGACCACCUGUUCAAAACUUUUUAUUGCAGUCGAUAUCCUUGAUCAGUGCAGGAAAGGAUCCUAGUUCAAGUGUAGCACAGAAGCUACAGUUAGACCCUCGAGGGGCAGAGGUUCUAAAGAACACAGUGCAAGCAGACAGAGGUGGUGGAGGAGAAGACAGUGGUGGAGGUGGAGGUUUGAACUUGGUGGAUAGCACGCAGAGAUGCGGGCUGAAACGUAAAAGUGAGGACUUGGAGAAUAGAAGCAGCGACAUGCAGAUUGUUGAGGAACUGUCCAUGUUGCCUGCAAUGUUGCAAACAAAUGUUGGUAACCCUGUUACAGCAGUAGGUGCCUCAAAGCCAAAUACUGCUGGUGGUGAUGGGGAUUACCAGCUAGUGCAGCAUGAAGUGCUGUGUUCAGUGAAAAACACUUACGAGGUUCUUGAUUUCUUGGGCCGGGGAACCUUUGGCCAGGUGGUCAAAUGUUGGAAAAGGGGUACAAAUGAUAUAGUGGCCAUUAAAAUCCUCAAAAACCACCCCUCCUAUGCACGGCAGGGGCAGAUUGAGGUGAGUAUCUUGGCACGACUUAGCAGUGAGAAUGCAGAAGAAAAUAAUUUGGUGCGGGCCUUUGAAUGCUUUCAGCACAGAAACCACACCUGCCUCGUAUUUGAAAUGCUGGAGCAAAACCUUUAUGAUUUUUUGAAGCAGAACAAGUUUAGUCCUCUGCCCCUGAAGGUAAUUCGGCCCAUUUUGCAGCAAGUAGCCACUGCUUUGAAAAAACUGAAAAGUCUUGGACUCAUCCACGCAGACCUCAAGCCAGAAAAUAUCAUGUUAGUGGACCCUAUCCGGCAGCCGUACAGAGUGAAAGUAAUAGACUUUGGAUCUGCCAGCCACGUUUCCAAAGCAGUUUGUUCGACAUAUUUACAGUCUCGGUACUACAGGGCGCCAGAGAUCAUUUUGGGAUUACCUUUUUGUGAAGCUAUAGACAUGUGGUCACUGGGAUGUGUGAUUGCAGAGCUUUUUCUUGGCUGGCCAUUGUACCCUGGAGCACUGGAGUAUGAUCAGAUUCGAUACAUUUCUCAAACCCAGGGUUUACCUGGCGAUCAGCUACUGAGUGUGGGGACUAAAACUACGAGGUUUUUUUGCAGAGAUUCAGAUUCACUGUACUCUGGAUGGAGACUGAAGACACCGGAAGAGCAUGAGAAUGAGACUGGGAUGAAGUCAAAAGAAGCCAGAAAGUAUAUCUUCAGUUGUUUGGAUGAUAUAGCGCAUGUAAACCUGGUGAUGGACUUAGAAGGUAGUGACUUGUUAUCAGAGAAAGCAGACAGAAGAGAGUUUGUCAGUUUAUUGAAGAAAAUGUUGCUUAUUGAUGCGGAAAAACGGAUUACUCCAUUGGAGACCAUGAAUCAUCCUUUUGUUACCAUGCAGCACCUCUUAGACUUUCCUCACAGCAACCAUGUUAAAUCUUGUUUUCAUAUAAUGGACAUUUGCAAAUCAAGAUCAACCACAAAUGAUGUUGUCAUUCACAAUAAGGCCCCUUUUGUGAGACCUGUCACCUCAAGCAAUGCAAGCAAUCUGACAGUGGCAUUUAAUAAGAUUGGCACAGUCCACACUCAAGCUUUAGCGCCAUCUGCUCCAUCUGUGAUGCACCAUGGGAUUCCACUGCAGACAGGAACUGCUCAGUUUGGAUGCAGUGAUUCAUUCCAGCAAACACUGAUCCUUUGCCCUCCAACAAUCCAAGCAGGAAUUCCAAACAACCCUAAUAAGCCAACAGGUUACUCAGUAAGGAUGGAUAACACUAUGCCACUAGUCACUCAGGCUCCAGCCAUACAGCCUUUGCAAAUUCGCCCAGGAGUGAUAACUCAGACAUGGUCAAAUCGUUCCCAACAGAUACUGGUACCUGCCUGGCAGCAAAUAACUCCAGUUGCACCUUCUACUACAGCAUUAACAUCUGACACUGUGGCUGGCCCACAGAGACUUGGAGACUGGGGGAAAGUAAGGUCUCACGGAACACAUUAUAAUUCCAUGUUACCGCAACCACUUUUAACCAACCAAAUGGCUGUUUCUGCUCACCAGCCAAUAAGUAUAGGCAUUGCCCAUGUUGUUUGGCCUCAGCCCCAAGCUACUAGCAAAAGAAAUAAGCUCUGCAAGAACAGCAGGACUAACAUUUUACAUAACACCAAUUCCAAAAACUCUGUACGUCUUGCUUUGAAGAUUGCAGAAAAUGUAAAGAAUGGUGAUGCUGAAAGUUGUGUUGUAGAAGCACAGGACAAUCAGAGCCCAAAAAAGAACUAUUGUAAAGACCUUGUUAGGCAGGACCCAGAUGACACUGUUUCUAAUAAGCAAAGGCAAACUAUCAUAAUUGCAGACUCUCCAAGUCCUACUGUCAGUGUUAUCACUAUAAGCAGUGAUACUGAUGAGGAAGAUGCAGCACAGAGACACUCAUUGAGAGAGUGUAAGGGAAGUCCGGAUUGUGAAGCAUGCCAUAGUACAUUGAACAUUGAUAGAGUGUGUUCCUUAAGCAGUCCUGACAGUACAUUGAGUUCAAGUUCAUCAGACUCAAUACAGAGUAGUCCAUCUCCUUGUAAAAGAGCAAACAGCAUGUCAGAGGAUGAGCAGGAAAGUGGUUGUGACACUGUGGAUGGUUCCCCUACAUCUGAUUCUUCAGGGCAGAAUGAUAGUCCAUUCAUCGAGCGAAGAUUUCUUGAUGAUGACAACCAGAAUAAUGAAGUGAGGGACCGCCAAGAACCUGAACCAACCAAACCAGCUGUUCGUACAAUGGUGGUCCCACCCAUGAGAGUUCAGAACAAUAAUUCUAUCCCUAACGACCAGAUUGUUGAUACAGAUAGUACUUGUCAAAAUAAAGGGCGCUCUGGUCCUGGAAGGAUUAACCAUCAUCUAGCAACAAUAAAUCGCCAGCAAAAAGUGUCAUCAGCAUUCCAUCAACAGCAGCACAUUAACUUUGGACAGGUUCAACACUAUGGAUCUUGUCAUCAAGAGUGGAAUGGAAACUAUACCCACAGAAGGCCGCAGGCUUAUAUCCCACCUACAAUUCAUAGCCACACUUUCACUCUGCCUCAAGGAAGUCCCAAUCACACUACAGCUCAUACUCACCUACCAGGAAGCACUCACCUUGGAGGCCAACCAGCUAUUUUACCCUACCCUCCUUCAGCUCCUUUGGGUACAGCAGCGCCUGUUGCACAUAUCUUGGCUUCUCCUUGUACCACAAGACCUGUAAUGCAGCCUGCAGCCUACAGCAUCUCUCACCCAAGUGGUAUACUACAUCAAGUUACUGUGGGCAUCAAUCAUCGACUGUUGCCUUCCCCCACAAUUCAUCAAAACCAAUUUAAGCCUUUAUUUCCAGCACAUCCAUACAUUGCAGCAUCUCCUGCUUAUACUGGGUUUCCCUUAAGCCCAACAAAACUCAACCAGUAUCCUUAUAUUUGAGUAAUGUCAAUACUCAAAAGUGUAUAAACACUUGGUUUUACAAAACAAAUCUAAAAAAAACACAAUAUAUAACAUGGUAUUCUAAUAAAUUUUCAGCCAUGGCACAACAGGAAAAUAAUAUUUUUGUGAAUCAUGUAGACUUGGGUGCAAUUAAACUUUGAGCUUUAAAAAAAAAAAAAAAAAAAAAAAAAAACUUUUAAUGUGUUUU